AUGAGUCCUCCUGCCCCGAUCGCCAUCGUUGGUGUCGGUUGUAGGCUUCCCGGUGGAGCCAACAACUUAGACAAGCUAUGGCAAUUGCUGUCAGAGAGCAGGAAUGGACAGACAGAAAUCCCCAAAGACCGCUGGAACGCAGAAUCGUGGUACGACACUUAUCCAGAUGCGAAACAGUCGAUGGUGACCAAGCAUGGGUAUUUUCUCCAAGAUGACAUUUCUCAGUUUGAUGCCAAGUUCUUCGGCAUCUCCAGUGCUGAAGCGCAUUCAAUGGAUCCGCAACAGCGUCUUUUCCUCAUGACGACGUACGAGGCCCUUGAAGAUGCUGGUAUCCCUGUUGAAACACUUCGCGGUUCCAACACUGGCGUGUAUGCUAGCAUAUUCGAGAGAAGCUACGAUCGCAUGGGACACAAAGACCUGUCUACGAUUGGCAGAACGCACCUGAAUGGAACGGGCGAGUCUAUCCUCUCAAACCGGGUUUCGUACUGUUUCGACCUUCGAGGUCCCUGCAUGACGAUCGACACUGGCUGCUCUGGAAGUCUUGUGGGCUUGCAUCAAGCAUGCCACAGUCUUCGACUGGGAGAAUCGAAUCUCGCCUUGGUUGGUGGCUCACAACUCGUGAUUCAGCCAGACGUUUUAAGCAUUAUGAGUGGCAUGGGAAUGCUCAACCCAGAUGGAAAGUCGUAUGCAUUUGACUCAAGGGGUGCUGGUUAUGGGCGUGGUGAGGGCGUUGCCACAAUAGUCUUGAAGCGUUUGGACGAAGCUCUUCAGGAUAGUGACCGGGUACACGCCAUCAUUGCCAACUCGGGCAUGAAUCAAGACGGAAAAACCCCCGGUCUCAAUACCCCAAGCAGCGAGGCGCAGGCUGCGCUUUCACUCCGUGUAUACCAAGAGGCUGGACUGAAUCCUGCCCAUACGUCAUUCGUCGAGGCUCACGGCACUGGAACUCAAGCAGGCGACCGCGAGGAAAUAGCGUCGAUAUCCAAGGUCUUCUGCGAAGACUCUGGUAGGACAGAUGACCUUUAUCUCGGUUCGGUCAAAACCAACAUAGGCCACCUUGAGGCUACGUCUGGUAUUGCCGGUUUGCUGAAAUCCAUACUUAUCCUCAAGCAUGGCCAGAUUCCUGCCAACCUUAACUUUGUGGAACCGAAGCCUUCUAUAAAGCUCUAUGAAAAGAAGAUAAAGAUUCCCAAUCAGCUUAUCAAGCUACCAACACAGGAAAAUGGUCCUUCUCGAGUUUCAGUGAACUCAUUUGGGUACGGAGGAACAAACUGUCACGUCAUCCUUGAAGCUCCAAUCGCAAAACGCCAGCUCAAUGGGAACGAAAAUGGGGCAUCUUAUCAUAACGGUAACGCGAAGUUGCGCAACGGAGCUACGAAUGGAUCAUCCGUCACUGGCUUGGCUUCCUCAAACGGGUCCUCAACUACCGAUAAUCUCCCAUCUUACGAUGAGUAUACUCCGCAGCUUUUCAUUCUGAGUGCUUCAACCGAGAAGGCCUUAUCAUCAGUCUCAGAGAAUAUCAAGCAGUGGGCGAGUACCCACCCGCUCAAACCUCAGACUCUUCGCAGUCUUUCCUACACACUAGGUGUUCACAAGUCGGGCCUUUCAUUCCGGAGAGCUAUCGUCGCGUCAACAUCCACAGAGCUACUGGAAGAGUUAGAUCAGAGAAUUCAUUCAAAGCGAGCCAGUGCCACCGUGCCACUCAGUUUUGUCUUCUCCGGACAAGGUGCGCAAUGGCAUGCGAUGGGUCGUGAGCUUAUUACCUCGUCACGAUGCUUCCGACAAUCAAUAUGCGCUAUGGAUGAUACCAUUCGACACGAAGGAGGCUCGUGGAGUCUUAUUGACGAGCUAUCCAAAGAAGAGAGCGAGUCGCGGAUUGGCGAGGCUGAGAUAUCCCAGCCCGCCACGACGGCAAUACAAAUUGCCCUUGUGGACUUGCUGGAGAGCUUUUCUAUGAGGCCCAGUCGGGUUAUUGGUCAUAGCUCUGGUGAAGUAGCGGCUGCCUAUGCUGCCGGUGCUUUAAGCAGAGAAAAUGCAAUCCUUGUUGCCUAUCACCGUGGUGUCGCAUCCUCGAAAGCCAAGGCAGUGGCUGAAGUGCCUGGCUCAAUGAUGGCAGUCUCUCUUGGAGAAGCGGAAGUGCAGCGAUACAUUGAGCAGGUCACAACUGGAAGUGUCAGCGUGGCCUGUGUGAACAGCCCAGCUAGUAGCACAAUCUCUGGUGACUUGGAUGCCAUUGAAGAACUCAAGUCAUUACUUGACGCCGAGGGGCUCUUUGCCAGGAAGCUCAAGGUCGAUACUGCAUAUCACUCGCAGCAUAUGAGGCGAGUCGCUCAGGAUUACCACGAAGCGAUGCGAAACAUCGAGUCCUCUGCCGUACGGGACGGUGUCAUCUUUUACUCCAGCGUUACCGGUAAAACCAAGUCAACAGCAUUCGGAGCUGACUAUUGGACUGAGAAUCUGGUAUCACAAGUCAAGUUCAGUCAGGCUUUGGCUUUGCUGCGGGAUGACCAGUUGAGAAACGAACCGGGGAUGGACAUAAGCGUCAUUGUUGAAAUUGGCCCUCAUUCAGCUUUGGCAGGGCCUUCCCGUCAAACUCUUACACAUAAUGGCGGCAAAACGUUCAAAUUCGAAUACCUCUCUGCCCUUGUACGCCACAAAAACGCUGCACAGACAGUCCUGUCCCUUACUGGCAAGACUUUCGAGCUGGGCCUCAAGGUCGAUUUGGGAGCUGUACUUAAGAUGACUGAUAAGACAGAGCCUGAGAUUGUCAGAGAUCUCCAAUCAUACCCGUGGGAUCUGUCACCAUUUUGGCACGAAUCUCGACUCAGCAAGGCCCACCGCUUUCGGAAGUUUGCACCGCAUGAUCUCCUCGGUCUACUCGACCCAGCGAGCAGCAUUCACGAACCUCGAUGGAGAUACCAUAUCAACCUGGACGCUUUGCCGUGGUUACGCGAUCAUGUAGUUGAGGGCUUCACACUGUAUCCCGGCGCAGGCUACCUCACCAUGGCUAUCGAGGCAAUGAAGCAGCUUGUGCAGUUGCGGGAUGCUCCACAGCCAAUCUCGAAAUUCAUCCUUCGUGGCGUAGUCAUUUCGAAGUCCAUUGUUCUCAGCGAGUCAGACAAUGACGAGGAGUCUGGUGAAGUCGAGGUUCAACUGAGUAUGUCCAGCUCACGUCAAUAUGAAGGGAGUCACUGGGAGUCGUUCCGGAUUUGGUCAUAUGACAAUGCAAAUGGGUCAUGGACCGAACAUUGCUCCGGCGAGAUCUCGGUCGAGUACGAGAUGACUGAAAUUGAUGAGGUUAACGGAACGCGAGAAGCAGACUUGCGCAAAGAAGAGUCAAUGCAGCUCCUCGACGAAGCGAGAAAGAGUUGCAACAUGGAGAUGACCAAGACCGAGUUCUAUGAGUUUGCUAAGCUUACUGGCAACCAAUGGGACGGUGCCUUCAGUCCUAUUGACUCUCUGAAAUACGGCAACAAACAAGGUCUUCUCGACAUAAUCAUCCCAGACGUGGCUACCUUGAUGCCAUAUCGCUCUUUCCGACCUCAUGUCAUUCACCCAAUCACCCUUGAUGCUGUUCAUCAACUCAGCGGCAUGCUCUUCAAGAAAUUCGUCUCUAACGCUCCUUGCGUACCUACCAAGAUAACUCUCCUCGAGAUCGAUGCCAAUAUUUCGACAAGAGCAGGCGAUAGCCUCACUGCCGCCAUGCAGAUCGAACCUGAUGGCUUGAAGGCUUCUUCGGGUCAGUCUUGGGUAUUCCAACGAGAGGUCGAUGGGCAGCUCAGGCCCGUCAUCAAGCUUUUGGUCAACCUCAGGGCAAUUGGCGAGGCGCACCAAGAUGAGAACCGACCCUUCGUUCAGGAUAAGGUGAACCGGCUAGAGUGGAAUCUGGAUGCAGAUUUCAUGACAGAACCAUCAUUCUCCCACUUUCUCUCUACCACAAUGGGAUUGGAUGAGAACAUGACAUAUAACUAUGAGGGCAGCAAGGUUUCUGCUGUGGAAGCUGAGGAGAGUUUCCGCACAGCUGACCAAGCAGCAUCCAUCUGGAUUCGAGAUGCACUGACCUAUGUCGAAGCUAACAAGGUGGAGAUCACUAGCCCUCAUCUCGUCAAGUAUCUCGGAUGGAUGAACAAAUGGGUCAACUCUGACUAUUAUGAGCAGAUCAUGUCAGGCUUGAGUUUAGAGGACGAAGUUGACAUACUGAAACGCAUUGAUUCCUUAACCGAUGCACCGGAGCUACAACUGCUGGCACGUGUUGGGAGGGCCCUUCCCAGAAUCUUGAACGGUGCACUCGAUUCAUUGAGUGUCAUGCUCGAGGGUAACCUUCUGAUACGGGCAUACGAGGGUGGAACUUUCAGUGGCGACUAUGAGGCUGCAGUCGCAUAUCUUCGACUUCUCACUUUCAAGAAUCCGCGUCUUCGCUUUUUGGAGAUUGGCGCCGGAACGGGAGGCUGCACGAAGCGAGUUCUCGGUGGAAUUGCUGGUCAUGGUCUUCCCAUCGAGCAGUACACUUACACAGAUAUAUCAAGCGGCUUUUUUGAAGAGGCCCGCGCGACAUUCGCCGACUGGGAGUCGUACAUGGACUUCAAGACGCUGGAUGUCGAACGGGAUCCACUCAAACAGGGCUUUCAGCCGGAAUCAUAUGACGUUAUCGUGGCAUCCAAUGUUCUGCAUGCGACGAAGCAGAUGGAUGUUACGAUGGGACAUGUGCGAAAGCUUCUCCGACCAGGUGGAAGCCUCAUCCUCGUGGAGAACUCGCCGAAAGGGGCAGUGAUUGGUCUCAUUUUUGGCACACUAUCAGGAUGGUGGGCUCAUGAGGACGAAUUCCGAGACGACACUGCUCUCAUGUACAGAGAGCAGUGGGACACUAUACUAUCGAGGAACGGCUUCGGAGGCAUCCAUGUUGCGCGCAACAGCAUGAUGGUUUCAAAAGCUGUGCCCAUCUUGACCAACGGACACGCUGUUGGAAGCAACCAGGUUGUUCUUAUCAGCGAUGCUCCCAAUGAUGAAACUCUUGAGACUUUAAAGAAUAUCGAGCCUACCUCAACCAAAGUUAUAAGCAGUUGGGAUCGAUUGGACAUCAGUGAGGAUACGGUCUACCUGGUCAUUGAUCGCGCUGAGACACCUUUACUUCUCGACCCCGAACCUCGGCUAUUCACAACCCUCAAUGCUCUUCUUGCUUCGAAAGCCAAGAUCCUUUGGGUCGUCAUUCAAGCUGCUGCCGACCCUGUGUCUACAGCAUACAAGGGCGUAGUCAGUGCAACCAUACGAGUCCUGCGUCGUGAAAGUGGCAACAAUGGGUUUGUCAACCUUGACAUCCGGGAUCCUGUCUGCGACCCGAAGGUGAUCGGGCAGGCGGUGGCUGAGAUCCUAGGAAAGUCCUUCUGGCCAACGACUCACUCUCAAAAGUCUAUUGAGCCUGAGUUCGCGUUCGAGAAUGGCCGAAUCUCAAUUCCUCGGGUAGUCCCAGACGCAACGUUCUUGAAGUGGGCUCGUAGUAGCUGGGAUGCCGUCACUGAUGUCGAGACAGAGACUUCCCUUCAUCAAGGUGACCGGGCCCUCAAACUUGAAGCCGCUACUCCCGGCCUGCUGAGCUCCCUCCGAUUCGUAGAUUUUGACACGUCAACCGACCUAGAAGCUGGCCAGAUUAAGGUCAAACCCGAGGCCUACGGUCUUAACUACAAGGAUCUUUGCGUGGCCUUGGGACAAGCAGAGUCUGAUGCGGAAAUGGUAGGCGAAUUUGCCGGUGUUGUUACAGCCGUCAGCGAGGAUAUGGGGGACUUGUUCCAGGUCGGAGACAGUGUCAUGGGCUUUGGCGCUCAGCCGUACAGCAAUCUGUCGCGCGUCAACGGGUACCAUGUUCACAAAAUACCGAGCGGGAUGAGUAACACUACUGCAGCAUCAAUAGGCUAUGCAUACACUGCGGCAUAUCAAUGCAUUAGGAACCUGGCUCGCCUGGAGGAGGGUCAGGCCAUUCUCAUCCAUUCUGCGUCUGGAGCUGUUGGUCAAGCGGCGAUCCAACUUGCGCAAUCCGUCGGGGCAGAGAUCUUCUGUACAGUUGGAAACCGCGAGAAACGGCAGUUUCUUGUAAAUCGCUACGGCAUCCCGGUAAGCCACAUCUAUUCUAGUCAGUCCGGUUCAUUCAAGCACAGCAUCAUGCAUCUUACCCGCGGUGAGGGUGUGGACGUUGUGCUCAACACAUCAAUCGGAGAGAUGCUGAGGGAAAGCCUCGACUGCGUCAAACCGUUGGGUGUUUUUAUUGAACUGGGAAGGUCUGAGAUGCAAAGAGACUCUUGUCUGAGCAUGGCCGCAUUCGAGAGGUCUAUCACGUUCAUCGCUUUUGACCUCGUAACUCUGGCCAGACGAAGGCCUAAGCAGAUAUACCAAGUACUUGGUGAGAUCAUGCAACUCAUUGAGUCAGGCGUACUUUUUCCUGUGGAGCCAAUCAACCUGUAUCUCAUCGAGCAGAUCGAGGAUGCGUUCCGAGCUAUGGGUGCAAGAAAGCACAUAGGAAAGGUUGUUUUGCAGACGCACCCUACAUCAGUUGUCAAAUGUCUACCAGCAAAGCCCAGACCUCUAAGACUGCGGAAGGAUGGUACUUACAUUGUAGCAGGAGGACUGGGCGACCUACCUUCACGAAUCUGUCGCUUUUUUGCUGCCCGUGGAGCUGGUCAUAUCGUCUCCCUCUCUCGACGUACCAUCGACGAUGAGACGAGACGUAAACACAUGGAAGCUGUGGAAGUACAUGGGGCAAAGCUUCAUCUAAUCAAGUGCGAUAUCACCAAUGAGGAGCAUAUGAAGGAAGCUGUCUCAUUUUGCAGUGCGCUACCCCCUGUUAGAGGAGUUGUACAGGGCGCUUUGGCAUUGAGGGACCGAACAUUCUCCCAAAUGACUGUUGACGAAUGGAAGCAGCCACUCCAACCGAAGAUCUUUGGAACGAUCAACCUUGACAAAUAUUUCGCCAGCCCAGACUUGGCCUUCUUUGUGGCGUUGUCAUCUAUCGUAUCUGUGAUCGGAAAGUCUGGUCAGUCUAACUACGCAGCUGGUAAUGGCUUCCAAGACGCGUUUGCACGUGCUCAUGCCGACCACCCUCAUACCCAGUAUGUUUCGCUCAACAUUGGCGCUGUGUCGAUUGAUGCGCACGGCGCGUUGGAGGCAUCCCAAAACGAGACAGCAAUCAGUACUAUCAGAGCUAGUCUUCGGCAAAACAGUGUCAUGGACAUCUCUUUUGACGAGUUCUUCGCGAACUUUGAAUACAUCAUGACCAACGCUGCUAGGAAAGAUGGCCUUCACCAAUCGAUCCAAGCAGUAACGCGCCAAUCAAUGAUGGAAGCCAACGACGAGUAUUUGCUUGACAAUCCUGUCUUCAGUCAACUGCCAAAUACAUCGGAGAAAAAGGCCAGUGGCGGUGCCAAGGCCAACAAGAUCGACUUUGCAGAGGCACUGGCUGGUGUCAGGACCAUGGCUGAGGCCGAGGAGCUAAUUCAAGAUGCGACACUCGCCAAAUUUGCUGUUUUCCUCGAUCGACCUGUAGACGAGAUUCGUGUGGAUCAGUCUCUGGCAACGAUUGGGCUCGAUUCUCUUGUCAGCAUUGAGUUGAAGAAUUGGAUGGUGCGCACUUUCCAAGUGAACCUCCAGACUUCGGAAUUGAGUGGUGCUGGCAGCAUCACCGCCCUCAGUACCACAGUUGCCUUGCGAUCUAAGCUGCUUCGUGAUGAGGUCCGUCAAUCGUGCUCCAAAGGCAGUGAACCUGAAGUCCAAGAAGCACAGUCAGAAUCUACAAGCAAGGAGGCUCAAAGUAACCAUGACUUCUAUUGUUGCCGAACCUGCAAGGAUCUACCGAGAUAUCCACUCGUUGAUUUGGAUGAGGCCAUUGACGACCUUCUCAACAGCGUUGGUCACUUCGCUCACACACGAGAAGAAUACUCUGAGCUCAGUCGGAAAGCCCAUGCCCUCGCGGCACCGGGUGGUCUUGGUCGCAGGCUCUACAACAAGCUACGCGUCAAGGCUGAUGAUCCCAAUGUGGAAAGCUGGAUCGCAGACCUGCUCCUCAAAGCUUUGCAUCUUAAGCGCCGCUAUCCAUUAGCACCCUUUGGCAAUUUCUUGGGUACGCACUUCGACAGCCGGAUUCCCCAUACUCAGGCAGAGCGGGCGGCUGUUCUGACAACGGCGCUGUGCGAAUUUAAGGCGGACCGUGACGCUGGCAGGCUGGAACCCGAUUUCCUGGGCACCAGGGCCAACUGUGGGCACUCUUUAUCCUGGCUGUUCAAUGCUGUAAGAGAGCCCAACGUGGACUGUGACAAGAUGAUGAAGUAUCCCGGCAAUGAGUACGUUGCUGUGUUGCGAAGAGGACAUCUUUUCAAAGUCUCUCUGAAGCAACAAGGCAUGACGGUAUCAUAUGAAAUGCUCAAGGCAACGUACAAGUCAAUUCUCGAUUUGGACCUGACGGACAAAUGUUGGGCUGGCAUAUUAACCACUGACAAUCGCGAUUCUUGGGGAUCAAACCGACAGAGAUUGCUUUCAAUCACCAGCGCAAACGCAGUUUAUCUCGAAACAAUUGAAGCGUCUGUAUUCGUCAUGUGUCUCGACGACGACAGCCCCGUUACACGCGCAGACCGAGUCCGCUCUGGUUACAUCGGCGACUCGUUCAACCGUUGGCACGAUAAAUGCACACAGAUUAUCGUCUCAGCCAAUGGGCGCUCGGCAACCAUCUUUGAGCACUCUAUGAUUGAUCUGAUGACGGUUUCUCAGCUGUCUCAAAGACUGCAAAACGCCAUCACCACGCUUGAUCCUAAGAAUGCCGCGGAAACCGUUUCUGUUGAUCCGGAUAGUCUCAACGAGAUACCCUUGGCGACAGCAGAAGAUAUCGAUAGUCGCAUCGAGGUACUCCGUAAAGAUUACCUUGCCAUUACCUCCGCAAAGCAAUAUGUCCCGCAUCUCAUCAACUCGUUUGGCAAAACGCUCAUGCUUAGUAAUUCGGCACCUAUCAAGGCAACUGUCGACCUGACGAUCCAGCUGGCCAGUCGAUUAUACUUUGGUCACCUUCCAGCCAGUUGGGAAACAGUAUCCACGGCGCAUUUCCACCUUGGCAGACCAGAGAUUGUGCAGGUGGUUCUCAAGUCUGUCAUGGACUUUUGCGACGCCGCUCUUGACGAAGCUGUACCUCGCUACGAGGCACGGGCCAGACUCCUAGAAGCGGCGCGACAGUGCAAUGCGCAAAUCAUCAAAGGUACCGAGGGUCGCAACUACUUUAGACUCAUGGACGUGAUUGAGGUUAUGUCUCAGGAUCAAAAUGACGAUGAGAUCCCAGAACUCUUCUCUGAUCCAGUUUGGAAGAGAGGUUAUCCGCAAUUGAUAAUGCAGACCAUGGUGGAAACAAAGCUAGCCGAGGAUCCUGGCUUCACCAUGCCGCACCCAGAGUCUGUAUGGAUGAACUAUACUGUGUUUGAUGAUUCGGUUGAAGUCUGUUUUCCCGCAGCUCCACAGAUACCAGCAGAAAUGGCAUCCUUUUCGGCACUUUCGCAGACCCUUGGUGGGAUUACACGCACUAAGAUCAAUGAAUUAGAAAAGCAGCGCACCAUCCACGAAGCAAGAAAGGAUAAAAUCUUAGAAAGUGCUGAUCAAGAAAAAGAUCAGCUUGCAAGAAUUAACCUUCUCCUCAAGGGGGUCCGGAGUCUUAACGCUGAGGCGUUUCAGAGUCCUGCAGUAAAGAACAUCAAGCACUGGCUGACUCAGUCAAAAUAUGAUGUGUCUGUACCGAGCGACUUUAUGCAAGCCCAUGAAGACCUUCUUCGGUCGCACCUGGAAGUACCAAGUCGGAAACUAGCACUGGGCCAUCUCUACGCUCGGUUGAUAACGGAAUGGAUGACUGCCUCCGUUAGCGGCGGCUCAUCUUCGGAGGAGGAGUCCUUUGAGGUAUUGGAUCGACAGAAGGAGAGGCUACAGGAGCUGUGCGACAAGUUUGAGCAGGUGGUUUUCGACCCAUUGGAGACCGAUGAAGUUGAGAUUGAUCUCUACCUCAAUGAGCUUUUCAAGGGAGAAGAUGAGGAGAGUGCCAAGUCACUCAAAGCUCUUAGAAAAACUAUCGGAGACUCUUGCCGACAGAUCUUUGGCGAAAAGGCACCAUUUGACUCUACAACACUCAAGUGGUGCAUCAAUGGGCUUCUCGCCGAGGAUCUGCUGAGCGACCAGAAACAGGCGAUUCUUCGUGACUUUCUCGAGCAACCGGUGGUUUUGGGAGAGAUAGCCGAUGUUCUGAAUAUGCGAUUUUCCAAUAUUGACAGCUGGGAAUGGGAUGCUGGCGAACAUGGCAUUCCUGUUCUACCAAGACAGCAACUUAACGGCAAAUACAGAAUAUGGAUGGACGAGGAUGUUUUGCAAGCGAUCCUCAUCCACUAUAUUGGUAUUCAGUGCUGCGUUGCUCUCAAAGCGGCGCUGAAUAGCUUCAUUCUCCAGGAUGAUACGUUCUUCAAAUGGCACACCGGAUCAGAGCCUAGUCACGAUGAGAAGCUGCGCCGCACCUACUACCUGUCCUCUGGAGCCACUGCGACUUCGAAUGUCAAGAACGAGAGAAGGUGGCAGUAUAUAAAUAGGUUCUUCAUGUCCCAACUGCCGGAGAGUGUUGAGACAAUUGGAUCCAGUGGUUAUACCGAUCCAACGGACGGGCAAGAGAACUCCAAGAAGCCCAACAUUAAACAGCGCCUGCUACAAACACUCGCAACGGAGACUACCAUACACAAAACAUUGAGGGGUGAAGUGGCAUUAGUACAGACUGACCUGGAGUGGUUCGCUACGGGCCUGUCUCACACUACUAUCUUUGGCGUGAUGCGAUUCUUUGGCUACACAGAAGAUGCCAUCUCCUUCUUCAAGAAGGUCCUUCAAGCGCCUCUCAACGUGCAAUCAUCUCCAGACUCUCCGUUGACGGGCAGCCCCAAAGUGCGCCGCCGUGGUGUGCCCAUGGCUCAUGCUCCCGAGAAGCUGCUUGGCGAGCUUGUUCUCUUUGUCAUGGAUGUUGUUGUCAACCAACAGGAUGGCAUGUUGCUUUAUCGACUCCACGACGACCUUUGGCUUUGUGGUGAGCCACUUCAUUGCAAGAGGGCUUGGACUGCUAUGAAUAAAUAUGCCAACAUCCUUGGUCUCACAUUCAAUCGGAGUAAAACCGGCUCCGUGUACAUCUCAGGAAAGGGCAGCCAAAGAGACGAUGAUGUUGCAAACAAUUUGCCAGAGGGUCCAGUUAAAGUUGGACAUCUGUCACUUGAUCCUCAAUCAGGAAUUUGGAAUAUCGACCGCGAAGAAGUCGACCGACAUUUGAGGCAGCUUAAGAAACAGUUGAAUGGAUGCAAAAGCGUGCUGGAGUGGGUGCAAACCUGGAACAGCUGUAUGGGGCGGUUUUUUAGCCAUACCUUCGGCGAACCAGCGCACUGUUUUGGCCUGCGCCAUGUUGAUAGUAUCCUUGAGACCUACCAGGAGAUGCAACAAUUCCUUUUCGACGCGACAUCGAAUUCCACACAAAAGAGCCAUGGGGCCGUCGACCACGUUAAGCGUAUGAUAAAAGAGCGUUUUGGUGCAGAUGUACCUGAUGCCUUUGUCCACCUGCCAGAGCGUCUGGGCGGACUCGGUCUAAGAAAUCCCUUCGUGCCUAUACUGACGAUUCGGGAGAGCAUUGCAAAGAAAUCUCCCGAUUCAAUUAUCCAAGACUUCUUUAAUGCGGAAAACGAAAGAUACAAACGGUACAUGAAGUCCUUCGAUGGCCUGGAAAAUGUGGACAGCCGCAUCAAUGCAGCUGUCAAUGCGUCAUGGAGUAUCGGAACUGUCGGCCCUGAAGCCUUUAAGAACCUUCUAACGGCUGAAGAACUCGAAAGCUUCUUCAGCAUUGAAGAGUUCGCGAAGCACAGGGAGCUUACGAGCAGUGCCUUGCAGCAGGCAUACUUGGCCCUGCAGGCCAUUCCAUUUGCCAUUAACCCGGAGAUGGACCCUGACGUUUCGCAGGCUCUGAAUAGCGAACUGGGAGUCGCGACGAAUGAUACAGAUAGUAAGACAAAAGAGGCUCAAUGGGCAUUGCAAAUGUAUCGGGAUGUAUUGCGCCGCGACUAUGGAGGCUUGCGUCUUGUAAACAAAGAACACCUUCCACUGGGCGUAUUAACACUGCUGCGGAGUAGAGCAGUUACAUGGACAACGGUUCUAUAG
Fusarium coffeatum is the source of this 12183-nucleotide messenger RNA. RefSeq lists its product as uncharacterized. Gene Ontology annotation, biological process: fatty acid biosynthetic process; secondary metabolite biosynthetic process. The transcript has 13 exons. The coding region runs from base 1 to 12183 and encodes 4060 amino acids. The record is from RefSeq and is a predicted model, not a curated record. Gene Ontology annotation, molecular function: phosphopantetheine binding; fatty acid synthase activity; oxidoreductase activity. Lineage: Eukaryota; Fungi; Ascomycota; Sordariomycetes; Hypocreales; Nectriaceae.